Vollenhovia emeryi is the source of this 1990-nucleotide messenger RNA. RefSeq names its product testis-specific serine/threonine-protein kinase 1 (gene Tssk). Gene Ontology annotation, molecular function: protein serine/threonine kinase activity; ATP binding; tau-protein kinase activity. NCBI's taxonomy places the organism in Eukaryota, Metazoa, Arthropoda, Insecta, Hymenoptera, Formicidae. The transcript has 4 exons. Gene Ontology annotation, biological process: microtubule cytoskeleton organization; protein phosphorylation; intracellular signal transduction. Gene Ontology annotation, cellular component: cytoplasm. The coding region runs from base 518 to 1714 and encodes 398 amino acids. The record is from RefSeq and is a predicted model, not a curated record.
AGCCAUCCGAAAAUUGGCUCGCGACUCCGCGGCGAGAAGCGAUCCGAGAUCCGCACGCGCGAUCGAUCUCGCUCGUUGAUUGUUUCUCACUUUUCCAAAUACAAUGGCUGCGCUCGAAUGAGACGCGGAUCCUUACCUUCCUCCCGUCGCACACCAGGCACAAGCUGGUCCCGGGCUUGUCCAAAAUUCUAGUGCUCGCAGCCGCCUCAAAUGACCGAACGGAUCCGCACUGUCGCCGGAAGCGUCGACGUAGCAACGAGGAGCAUCAUUCCGUCGUGGUACUCGGUGAUGCUUCGUGUACCGCUGAAAUCGCGUCAACGAAACUUGCCACUGCCGGCCGAGGAAUAGCGCGGGCGCGUGUCUGCGCGAAGGAAAGUGUGACAGAGAAAUUUCCUGGCGAUUCCUGCAAGCGUCUCUCGCGCGUCGGGACGAGAAGACGACCGAGGACUCGACUGACUGCCCCCCGUUCUCGGCAGGGGAAGGGUCAGUGAUGAGGGGUCGAUGAAGGAUCAUUGGCAUGGCCACGCGACUCAGCCCCCGAAAUUCGGAGGUGAACGCUCUCGAGCAGCGGGGCUAUCUCAUCGGCAAGAAGAUCGGACAGGGUUCUUACGCGACUGUCCAUCUGGCAGAUUAUAUCGAUGGAGCGAGCUCAAAGAAGAUGCGUCUCGCCUGUAAGAUCUUUGACAAGGAGAAGGCGCCAAACGACUUCUUGGACAAGUUCUUUCCCCGCGAGCUAGAAAUUCUAACAAAGAUAGAAAAUCCGCAUAUCAUUCAAGUGCACAGCAUCCUGCAGCGCGGCCCGCGCGUCUUCAUCUUCAUGCGCUACGCCGACAAUGGCGAUCUCCUGGACUUCGUGAAGAACAACGGCAUGGUGCCCGAACAACAGUCGCGAUUGUGGUUUCGUCAGAUGGCAUCUGGCUUGCACUACCUGCACAGCAAGAACAUCGCCCACCGGGACCUCAAGUGCGAGAACAUACUGCUCUCGCGGAAGUUCAAUGUGAAACUGGCGGACUUCGGUUUCGCCAGGUUCUGCAUGGACCACGAGGGCAGGCGGGUCCUCAGCCAGACGUACUGCGGCUCGGCGGCCUACGCCGCGCCGGAGGUUGUCGCCGGCACCCCGUACAAUCCGAAAUUGGCGGACGUGUGGUCCCUCGGCAUCAUCCUCUUCAUCAUGCUGAACGGGACGAUGCCGUUCGACGACGAGAAUCUGCGGAAGCUUCUCAAGGACCAGAUGUCGCGCAACUGGGUGUUCAGGUCCCGCGUCCGCGACACCGUGUCCCCGCUGGCGAAGAACAUCGUCCGGCAGAUCCUCGAGCCCGACAUCACUCUUAGACUCACGCUCGAGAGGGUGCUGAGCCACGAGUGGGUGAGAGCGAGGAAGGAUAGAGUGGGCUCCCUCGCCGGAAGACUCGUCCACUCAGCGCCGCCGAGCCAUACACCGGUUACGACAAACCACAUUAAUUAUAAUGUUACAUUCAAAGUCCCUGGUCUCCCAGCUGCGGUGGAUUAUGAUAGAAACGAGAAAUUAUAUAAAUAUUUUCUAUACAUUAUAAUGUGUGGAGGCAGUAGUCUGGGCGGGUCGGGAGUCGGAAACGUACCUGUCGCAUCGAGGGCAUUACCUGCAUUCAAAAAUUCGGAAAAUCAGAAUAAACCGUCCUCGAAGAUUGUAAAUACCUCGGGGAAAGAUCCACAGUUGCCUAUCACCGUGGGAUAAGAAGACUCGCGAAGGAAAUUCAUUGACACAUCGACGAGCUAUACAAUUGAACAUACAAGAAACUGUCAAAAAUGUCAUAAUUGCAAAAAUGUCAAUUAUUUUUGAAAACAUUUACACUUGUCUUUACUAAUAUUUUUUCUUAAUUUCCCAUUGGGUUACACGACCAAUGCGAACUUACACGGAUGUUGAUAACGUAUUGUUGCCUAAUAAAGUCCAUAAUAUUGCAAUUCAAUGUACACCACCCGUACUCGAAGUAAUACGACGGAAAUUUCAUCG